UUGUGACAACUGUCAACGCCUUUGCAUUUUUAUACGUUCUUCUUGUAUUAUCAAAGAAUGACUAAUUUUCGUGAGUGUGUUUUUGUUUAACAAAAAAAUUAUUAAAAAAAAAAUAAAAGAAAAAUUAUUAUUAAUUUUAUGGAAUAAUUAUAAAAAUAAUAAAGAAUUUUGAAAGCAGUGCAUAAAAUAUUACAUAAAUAAAAGAAACAAGUUAUUGAGAGUGUUAAGGAUUCAAUAUGAAAAAACAAUUUACCAAAAUUAAAAUAGCAGCUGAAAAUCUUUCAAGAUCUACCAAACCAGAUCGCAAGGAUUUUGAAUUAGACACCAUCGAAAAACAAGUGGAAAAAUAUCGUGAUGUCUUGGAUAAAAUGGUGCGUAAAUUGCCGACUGUGCCCAACAGCAGUAGCAGCGGUGGCUCAGCCGAUUUACAGGAGCGCGAUAAGCGUAUUAAAAAACAAACACAUUAUAAAAUUGGCCAAGCCCUGGAAGAAUCCUCCAAGGAAUUAUCGAAAGAUAUGCCUUUGCAUUAUGUUUUAGUUAAUUGUGGCGAACUUGAAAAGUCAAUUGCUGAGUGUAUUGUUGACAGUGAAUUGGAAACAGAAUGCGAAGUGGUGCGGCGUCUUAAAUUAAUUUUAGACAAUGAAAUACAAGAGAUCUCAACCUUAAAGCGUAAUGUAUCCCGUACGCUGCAAGAAUAUGCAUCAUUAAAACGAAAUUAUGAGGCUGCCAUACGUCUAGAUGAGCCCCUGGCGAAAAUCAAUCACAUUAAAGAUCAACAGGAACAAUGUGAGAUAAAAUUGGAAAAGGAGCGUGACUCGUGGGCUGCUCAAAUGUUUGAACUGAUUGCCAAAGAAGAUGUCAUUGUCCAAUGCAUACGAGAUUAUGUACUCAACCAAAGAAACUAUCAUGAGCGUGCUUUACAAAAGGUCAACACCUCAUUGGCAAACAUACAAGAUAUUAUACAGUCCACGGUGAAGUCACGUUUUGGCACCUCGCUCACCGAUCACCUGGACUCUACAAAUCGUGAAAUAUCCUAUAUUAUUGAGUUGUGUGUCUGCUGUUUGGUGGAGAAUGGCCUCAGCGAAGAGGGUUUGUUGCGUGUUGGCUGUGCUAGUACGAAAUUGAGACGCAUGAAACAUGCUUUGGAGGCCCAAUACGUCAAGACCCCUUUGCCGGUCGACUAUCAGGAUCCCCAUGUGAUUGGUUCUAUUUUGAAAUUGUAUUUACGCGAACUACCUGAACCCCUGUUGACCUUCAAAUGCUACAAAGAAUUUUUGCGGGCCGUGGAGAAACACACCGAGGAGGAGCGUAAAAUUGAGAUUAAAAACACUUUGGCCAAACUGCCCUCUGCAAACUAUCUAAAUUUACGUUAUCUAACCAAAUUUCUGUGGUUGGUUACCCAGAAUGUCGACUGCAAUAAAAUGAGCUCACACAAUUUGGCCAUUGUUAUGUCGCCGAAUAUGUUGUGGCCUCGAUUGGACAAAAACAAUCCAGCCGAUUAUAUGGGCCAGGUGAAUAGUUCAUCGGCUGUAAAUAUCAUUGUAGAGCUGUUGAUUAGCCAAUGGGAUUAUUUCUUUGAGGGCGAGGUGGAUUUCUUUGCCACAUUACAGCGUGGCAAGUUGUUUGUGGAGGAUAAAAGUAAAUCGAAUUCAUCCAAUGAAAAUUUAGAUCGUCAUGAUAUGUGUGACAUCUCCGAAAGUCCCCGCUAUGGUACCAUACGACGCCAAAAGCCCUGUGCUCCCUCACCACCCACAAAACUACUAAAUAUUGUUAGCUCCGAUCCAAAUGGUUCAUCAACGGCCGAUACAAUGGCCAAUAAAAACAAUGGAGAACUGCAGCAUAAUAAUCACCAAAGAGCUAAAGAACUUUUUCCCACAAACAACACAACCACCGCUCAGGUGGUGGCUAAUAAUAACAACAAUAGCACUGGCGGCCAUACAGAGAAACCUGAAAUACCACCAUUACCUAAACAAUUGCUUUUACAACAGCAGCAACAGCAACCGCAGACACAACCAGAAUCCAAUAAUUUUACGACAACGAACUCACAACAUCCUCCCAUUUCAGCCAAACCGGUGCCCAUGACUCGUACACAAUUCUUCGGUUUGGACAAUCUACCCUCACCCACUGCGGAUCGCAAAAGUAAUGACAGCGUUAGCUCCCUAAACUUUAAACCUGAUCUCCCACAAAAACCAAAAAUCCCCAAACGUCCCAUGGUAUUGGGUUUAACAUCGACCACUGCUACAGGGGGAGGUGGUGGCGGUGGCAUGGGCUAUAAAAGUGAUGACGAAUGCACACCAACUAACAACAGCCUAACUGCUGAAGAUUGUACUGCCACAAAUGGCACACUGCGUGGUCAUAAAACUGCCGAACAAUUGGUACAAGAACAUUGUGAUAAUGUUACAGCUUUACAGGCCAAUAUUGGCAGCAGCAAUACCUCUAUACCCUCAGCUAUACUUAAAGAAACCAAUCAUAACAACCACUUAAAUCACUCGACUACUAAUCAAGUUAAUUUGGAAGUGAAUGCUAAUGCAAUGCCUCCGCCCGUUAUACCUCCUCCUCCGGCUGUUACAGUGGCAAAAGUUAUGACAACAAAUUCAAAUAAUUCUAAUGUAACAAAUCUUACAAUAGCAAACACUAACACGUCAUCAUCGUCCGCUAACACAGAUAAACCUUUAGAGUUACGCUUAACUACCCCCACUACCCCUGUAUCGCCCAACAUGAUUAUGACACCCAAACGACCUACAGUGCCUGCUCCACCCCCGCCCACUAGUGUUAAAAAACAGGUCGAAUGAUUUCAUUUUUAAGAUGAUGUGAUGUGAUUUAGUGAGUGCUUGUGUUAAGUGUGUGUAGAAGUUUUGUUUUUUUAUCAUUUUGAUUUCAAAAGAAGAUUUAUAUUUUAAGUUUUUGAAAAAGCAGGUUAUGAAUAUUACAGUGAUUUAUUUUGAAAUAAAUUGGCUGAAAUGUAAAGGCAUAAUUGAAAUGUUUUUGAAAUUAC
Molecule: messenger RNA, 2995 nt
Organism: Calliphora vicina (urban bluebottle blowfly)
Lineage: Eukaryota; Metazoa; Arthropoda; Insecta; Diptera; Calliphoridae
Gene: RhoGAP92B
Product: Rho GTPase activating protein at 92B
Exons: 5
Coding region: 237-2792 (851 amino acids)
Biological process (GO): signal transduction; positive regulation of GTPase activity; regulation of Rac protein signal transduction
Cellular component (GO): intracellular anatomical structure; cytoplasm
Molecular function (GO): protein binding; GTPase activator activity
Source: RefSeq, a predicted model, not a curated record